CUGCAGCUAGCCAAGUUAAUUAUGUAUCAUAUUCAAUUGUUGCCCUGCAUUUGCAGGCCUUGUGCAAAUUUACUGAAAUCUCAAAGCACCUGUUUCAUGAAAUACAACAAUGGAAGGAUGGUGGGUCAUUUUACAAAUGUCCCUCGUAAUGCCAAUAUGGAGAGCCUGCGAAAUGGAUACUUGUUUCCUGAGAUAGCUGCACGUGAGCUUGAACACGCUCAAAAAUACCCACAAGAAAAGUUGAUAAGGCUUGGAGUUGGUGAUACCACUGAGCCUAUACCGGACAUCAUAACAUCUGCCAUGGCUGAGCAUGUGCAUGCUCUAUCAACAUUUAGAGGUUACAGAGGGUAUGGAGCUGAGCAAGGCAACAUGGAAUUACGGAAGGCAAUUGUAAAAACAUUUUACGGAGAUAUAGGUGUUAAAUGUAAUGAGAUUUUUGUAUCAGAUGGUGCACAAUCUGACAUUUCUCGCCUUCAGAUGCUGCUAGGAUCUAAUGUGACUAUAGCUGUGCAGGACCCAUCUUUUCCGGCAUAUAUAGACACAAGUGUCAUAAUUGGUCAAGCCGGAAAGUUCAUGGAGGAAAGUGGAAAGUAUGAACACAUUGUGUACAUGAACUGUAGGCCAGAAAAUAAUUUCUUUCCUGACUUAUCGAACACACCGAGGACAGACAUUAUUUUCUUCUGCUCACCAAACAAUCCAACUGGUAAUGCUGCUUCAUACCAGCAAUUGCAGCAACUAGUGGAGUUUGCAAUGAAAAACGGAUCAAUUCUCGUUUAUGAUUCUGCUUAUGCUGCUUAUAUCACAGAUGGAAGUCCGAAAUCAAUCUUCGAAAUUCCUGGUGCAAGAGAGGUUGCAAUUGAAAUUUCAUCUUUCUCCAAAUUUGCUGGGUUCACAGGCGUCCGUCUGGGUUGGACUGUGGUCCCUGAACAGCUAUCGUAUGCUAAUGGAUUUCGGAUCAUAAAGGAUUUUAAUCGUGUCGUGUGCACCUGCUUCAAUGGUGCAUCUAAUAUUGCUCAAGCUGGUGGACUUGCAUGCCUUUCUUCGGAGGGUUAUCAGGCGUUGAAUGGUGUGAUUAACCACUACAUGGAGAAUGCAAAAAUAAUUUUUGACUCGUUUGCAUCGAUUGGAUUGAAUGUAUAUGGCGGGAAAAAUGCACCGUUUAUAUGGGUUCAUUUUCCGGGUUUGAGAUCUUGGGAUGUAUUUAAUCAGCUUCUUGACAAAGCACAUAUACUAACUGUUCCAGGUGAAGGAUUUGGUCCCGGAGGUGAAGAGUUCAUUAGGGUUAGCGCAUUUGGGCACAGAGAGAGUAUUUUAGAAGCUUCUAGGAGGCUAAAAAUGCUUUUUAAAUAA
This is a messenger RNA of Cornus florida, 1350 nucleotides long. Its product is annotated as probable LL-diaminopimelate aminotransferase, chloroplastic. The transcript has 10 exons. The record is from RefSeq and is a predicted model, not a curated record. Gene Ontology annotation, biological process: L-pipecolic acid biosynthetic process; systemic acquired resistance, salicylic acid mediated signaling pathway. Bases 22 to 1350 code for a protein of 442 amino acids. NCBI's taxonomy places the organism in Eukaryota, Viridiplantae, Streptophyta, Magnoliopsida, Cornales, Cornaceae. Gene Ontology annotation, cellular component: chloroplast. Gene Ontology annotation, molecular function: pyridoxal phosphate binding; L-lysine:pyruvate alpha-transaminase activity.